AUGGAAAAGGGGGCUUAUUCCGAUGUCACUGUUCUGGCUUUUGGAAACUCCUACAAGUUGCAUAGACUGUUUUUAGAUAAGAGUGACUAUUUCAGGUCACUUUUCUUAUGGUCAGAGAGACAGAAUGGAGAGGACGAUAGCGAUAGCGACACCGACAUAGAGAAUGGUAGCCAAAAAGAACAUGAAACUAUACCGGCUACUGCUUCUAAGGCGAUAUAUACCCUCGAUUUUGAGGGAGACUCCAGAUAUACCCAAGCAAGUUUUGAAUUGGCAGUUGCUAGACUAUAUGGAGCCAUCAAUGUUAAAGAAGAAAACAAAAUUCCUUACAACAUGAUUGCCAUCGGACAGUAUUUGGCCAUCAGCGAAGUGGUUUGCACUGCCACGGACUAUAUUGUGAGAAACAUGGAUAUGUCGAACAUCUCCGAGAAUUUACACUUUGCUACGGUGAACAAUUAUGGGUCUGCGAGUGAGAGAAUCAUACAGAAUGGAAAGGGAAUUUUAUGUACUGAUGGCUGGGAAUGUGGACCUCAGAAAUGGGACGGUAUCCCGACAUCUAUCAUUACUGAGGUGGUUGGUGAGGACUACUUCUUUGUUCCAACGGAAUGGGACCGAUGCAUUUUUACUAUCAAGUUGAUAGAAAGAAGACAGGCAGCGGGAAUAGAUGAUAAUAAGACGUUGAAACCUCUGAAUCACUUGUUAAACACUAUGAUUCACUACUGCCACAUGCCACCGGAGCAGCUCCAAGAAUUGGAGCAGUUGUACGACAUCAAUGGAAAUCACUACAUCAAUCCACAGGUAUUACAUAAUGCUCUAUGGAAGUCUGCGCAGAUUCAGAGACUGGUUCUUACCGCUUCUGACACUCCCCAAUUGGAGAAUAUUGUAACCAACCCGUUGCAACCCACGCCAGAAAUUCCAUGGUACAAAGUCCCAGGUAAAGAUGACACCACUUCCGGCUUGCCUGCAGAGCUCGACGAACUACUCUACAGCAGUAACUCUGAUACGUUUACCCAGGGAGUAUCACACGGACAGGAAGAUGGAAAGUCCACACAGGGUCAGCAGUACCUUUCAGAAAAUGAAAAGCUUUAUAAUUGGACACGCAUCCCACCAUUCAGAUUCUCUGUGUCAUUUGCGAAUGUGUCCGAUCUUAUGACUGACAAGAGGGUUUACGCCAAGACCUUUUGGUAUGCCGGAUCAUACUGGAACCUUUACCUUCAGAAAAAUCACAUUCCAUCGAAAAGUACUUACCAAGUCGGUGUUUAUCUUCAUAGGGCUAAUAACGGAUCUCCUUCCCCAUCUCCUAAGAAUGGUCUGAUAAAUCCAGAUAUUUACAUUGAUAAUGUAAACUAUCGGUCGAUGCCGAAGAUGUACAGUAGGGAUCUCCACGUCUCAUCUUCAACAUCUUCAACUUUGAUAACACCUCCGGCAGUGAUAGCUGCCGAGUCUAUACCCGCUUCUGCAGAUUUUCCUUUAUCUUAUAUUGCAGGUUUGGAGCCGGAACAAACGGAUCUGAAAGAAAAUGUCACGGACGAAUCUCUCUCUAGCUUCAAUGACUUAUUAAUAUCAGACAGCCGCAUAAUUGGUAGCAGCGGUAACCAAAUGAGAAUUCCAAAAUGUUCUUGCGGUGUGAAUAGCUCUUUUUGUAACUAUGAAGAUCACAGAAGUACAAUCAGAGUUUACUUUGUUAUCUUCACUCCGUCCAGAAGACUUAAACCGACAAUCACCUCCUUCUUAUCGGUACCAAAUGACUUCAGCAAAUCUCAGAGUUGGGGUUGGAAAAGUAACAGCAUGUGCGUUUUCAAUGAAGAUGGUACUUUCCCGGUCAAUCAUGAUCCUCAUCUCAAGUUCAUGAUUGUACUUGGUAAUGUUUAG
This is a messenger RNA of Brettanomyces nanus, 1869 nucleotides long. RefSeq lists its product as uncharacterized. Gene Ontology annotation, molecular function: protein binding. Lineage: Eukaryota; Fungi; Ascomycota; Pichiomycetes; Pichiales; Pichiaceae. The record is from RefSeq and is a predicted model, not a curated record. The transcript has 2 exons. The coding region runs from base 1 to 1869 and encodes 622 amino acids.